AUGACGCGAAUAAGGGAACAGGACGCAGGACAACACAUUCCGGCCAAGGACGUCAAGCAUAUAGUGCGCUACAUUUUGGUCAGCAGAGAACUAUAUAAAAGGGGAUUUGUAAUGCCUCUACUUAAGUGCAUCUCCCGAGAAGAGGUGCAAUAUGUGUUGAGGAAGUUACAUGAAGGUGUGUGUGGCAUGCAUAUAGGCAAAAUGGCCUUGAGGGCUCGAGUAUUAAGGGCAGGGUAUUUCUGGCCCACCUUGGAGAAAGACUGCAAUGAUUUCGUCCAAAAAUGUCUUAGCUGUCAGAAGCAUGGCAACAUGCAGAAUCUACCGACCAUCGAGCUUCAUGUCUUGACAUUUCCUUGA
Molecule: messenger RNA, 357 nt
Organism: Vigna radiata var. radiata (mung bean)
Lineage: Eukaryota; Viridiplantae; Streptophyta; Magnoliopsida; Fabales; Fabaceae
Exons: 1
Coding region: 1-357 (118 amino acids)
Source: RefSeq, a predicted model, not a curated record